Columba livia (rock pigeon) is the source of this 863-nucleotide messenger RNA. RefSeq names its product feather keratin 1. Lineage: Eukaryota; Metazoa; Chordata; Aves; Columbiformes; Columbidae. The record is from RefSeq and is a predicted model, not a curated record. The coding region runs from base 142 to 474 and encodes 110 amino acids. Gene Ontology annotation, molecular function: structural constituent of cytoskeleton. The transcript is spliced from 2 exons. Gene Ontology annotation, cellular component: intermediate filament.
AUACAAAUCCAUCUCUCAGACCACAUCAAAGAAGUGAUGUACGUCCCCGCCCUGAAGACAUGGAGGCAGCUGAGACACAUCCCAGGAGGCUAAGGGAGUGCCUUCAGUAGCCAAGCUUCCUGGGAUAGAGUCUCCCUACCCAUGGUGCAGCUCCAGCCACAAGACAUGUCCUGCUACAACCCAUGCCUGCCCCGCCAGCCCUGCGGCCCCACCCCGCUGGCCAACAGCUGCAAUGAGCCCUGUGUCAGGCAGUGCCAGGACUCCCAUGUUUACAUCCAGCCGUCCCCUGUGGUGGUGACCCUGCCCGGCCCCAUCCUCAGCUCCUUCCCUCAGAACACCGCCGUGGGAUCCUCCACCUCUGCUGCUGUUGGCAGCAUCCUAAGCUCUCAGGGAGUGCCCAUCAGCUCCGGGGGCUUUGGUCUCUCUGGCUUGGGCAGCGGCAUCUGUGGCACAAGGAGGUGUUUCCCCUGCUAAAGCUGCUGGUGAUGGCCCUGGGGAAGGAAUCCAGGGACAGAGCAUUGGGUUGUUGUUUUCAGAGGGGCUGAGCAACCCCAGCAACCCUUGUAAAAGCAUGGUGCCAGCCUGGGCUCUCAGAAAGCAGAGCCCAUACCAACUUUCUCCUCUUCCAGUGUCUCCUCUCCCUCUUGUGUCCUUGUUCUCUUGUUCUCCCCUGGGCUUUGAGCCCCACAAAGCCACCCCAGGGAGAACUAGGUGUCCCUGUUCUCUCCGUGCGUUGGGCAAAUAGAACCCUGGUGGGCUGUUCAACACAGCCAUGAGGCACAGGCUCUCAUCUGACUCUGAAUCUCCCUGCACUCAAAGCAACCUUGUUUCCAUCUUUUAACUCAUUAAAGUUCUUCAUCUGA